Mycena indigotica is the source of this 1233-nucleotide messenger RNA. Its product is annotated as Translation initiation factor eIF-2B subunit alpha. The record is from RefSeq and is a predicted model, not a curated record. Gene Ontology annotation, cellular component: eukaryotic translation initiation factor 2B complex. Lineage: Eukaryota; Fungi; Basidiomycota; Agaricomycetes; Agaricales; Mycenaceae. Gene Ontology annotation, biological process: translational initiation. Gene Ontology annotation, molecular function: guanyl-nucleotide exchange factor activity; translation initiation factor activity. The transcript has 17 exons. Bases 1 to 1233 code for a protein of 410 amino acids.
AUGGCCGAUAUUUGCGAGUCCUACCAACGCAAACUCAGCGAUGCCCAAAUCUCCCCACCGCUGGCCGCGAUCCUCGCCCUCACCGAACUUUGUGCGAAAAGCUCUGCCGGAACUAUGGCCCAGCUGUCCCAGCAAUUAGAUGAGGGCGCCGAAUUACUCAAGAAAAGCGUCUCGAAUCCAAUCAGUCUUACUGCCGGCUGCGAGCUGUUCAUCGCAUUCAUUACCUACUUCCCCCACGAUGCAGCUAGCUUCUCUGAUUUGAAGAUGGAGCUAGUAAAACAAGGACAGACAUACGUGCAGCAGGCAUUAACCUAUCGCCAACGCAUAGCCAAUCUUGCCGUCGACUUCAUCAAAGAUGACGCGGUGAUCCUCACCCACUCCUACUCACGAGUUGUGAUGGAAACUAUUCUGCUUGCACAUCGGAGAAACAAACGCGUGUCAGUGUAUGUUACUGAGGCACGGCCUCGUGGCCUAGGAAUUAAGACAGCGGAGGCCUUGACAGCGGCCGGAAUAAGCUGUGCGGUGGUGUUGGAUUCGGCGGUUUCCUACGUGAUCGACAAGGUGGACUUUGUGCUGGUUGGGUCCGAGGCAGUGGUUGAAAGUGGUGGACUCAUCAACGCGAUUGGGUCGUUGAACAUUGCUAUUAUUGCCAAGGCUGCCAACAAGCCUUUCUAUGCUCUAGCCGAAAGUUAUAAAUUUCACCGCUUGUUUCCGUUGUCUUCAGACGAUCUGCCCAGUCACAACCCUCGGAUAUUGUCUUUCACAUCAUCCACGGAGAAUGCACCGUCGUCCGAUAGCUUGACACCAGAACACAUUGCUCAAAACAAUCCAGAUGUCGACUACACAAGGCCGGAUCUAAUAUCGCUUGUGUUCUCAGAACUGGGAAGUCUGACCCCGUCGGGCGAGUCCUUUGUCGUUGGUUGUUCCUUGAUCAAAUCUAACGGAAAGGUCAAUUUUCAGGUUGAGGGUUUGUUUCUCAACAACCCUCUACAAUGUGCCGCUGGAGACAAGUCCAAUACCAUUACACCGGAUGCCCGCACUUUGUCGAGCUGCCCGAUGAAGAGAUUAAAUGCGAGAGCACACAGUGCAAGUUCAGCCCAUACCAUCCAAGAGAAUGUACUGGCCCGUCGUGUCGACGAACAUGCUGGCAAUACCGCCAAUUUCCUGAGCAAUAUAACAGAACAUUUCAGGGUGUUUGCGCUCGCUGCCAGCAGGGGAGGUAAACUGUGGUAG